Acaulospora colombiana is the source of this 747-nucleotide messenger RNA. Lineage: Eukaryota; Fungi; Glomeromycota; Glomeromycetes; Diversisporales; Acaulosporaceae. The record is from the annotation of a GenBank genome assembly.
AUGUCUGCACCUCUCCCAACACUCGGUACCCCUCGAGAUGUAUAUCGUUAUCGGAAACAGCGUGGUGUGAAUCUAGUGACUCCGUCACAUAAAAUUGACUUCUCCAAGAUCGCAAGUGGACCAGAUGCCCGUCAAAUUCUGGAACAACACUGGGCAAACUGGAUCAAAGAUGAAGACUGGCAAUGGAUCAUCGAUCACGGUUACAAUACUGUUCGAAUCCCAGUCGGAUAUUAUCACCUCUGCGGUGUAGAACCCCGAGUAAUUCACAACACAGAUUUCGGCGGGUUUCAAAGUGUCUUUGAAGGCGCAUGGGGAUAUGUAGAGAAGGCCAUUGCGGCCGCAAAUCAUCUACAUGCCGCUCCAGGAGCUCAGAACCCAGAUGCUCAUUCUGGAACUGGUAGUGGCAAGGUGCGCAUGUGGGAUGACAAAAACGCAGAUGCCACCACAUUCGCCCUGCAUGUGCUUCUCUCUCAAGUCAACAACUACGACAAUGUGGUCGGAAUCGAGCUCCUAAAUGAGCCCAAUAACAUGGACUGGCUGCCUGAGUGGUAUGCCUGGACACUAAAGGACCUCCGAGGCAUUAGUAUUGAUAUUCCUCUCUACAUAGCCGAUGACGCAGAUAGAGCCAAGUAUGGUGAUCAACACGCGGCCGAAAUUCGUGACGGAGUAGCUAAACAAUUUCGAGAUUUCAAUAAGCAGAGUCGAGGAAACUUGAUUGUAGGCGAAUUCUCUGCUGCCCUUGGAGAA